This is a messenger RNA of Benincasa hispida (wax gourd), 1347 nucleotides long. Its product is annotated as DCL-like protein. Lineage: Eukaryota; Viridiplantae; Streptophyta; Magnoliopsida; Cucurbitales; Cucurbitaceae. The record is from RefSeq and is a predicted model, not a curated record. Gene Ontology annotation, biological process: chloroplast organization; chloroplast rRNA processing. Gene Ontology annotation, cellular component: chloroplast.
AUGCAUGAAGCUAAGUCUAGUUAACAAAUCCGUGUUUUGAAAAGAAAAAGAUCAAAGUGAAAAAGAUAAAGAUUUGAGUAUUAAAGUAAACAACUUUCCAAAUCAAUUUCACCUCCAUCAUCAAUACCAUCCAUCGAAACUUGUUAAUAGUAUACAUUCAGAUAAAUAUUUUCAUUUGCUAGAUAAGUUUGUAAAUAUUAAUUUCCAGCCGUCUAUUCGUUCGGAAUAUGGUAAUGGGCCUUCAAUGUUGGGCCAAUUCAAAAUCAUGAGGAAUUGUUGUUGUAGACCCAUACGGCCCAAUAACCCAUUCGGAUCGGAAGUCUUCAUCCCUAGCGACGAAGGCAGCCUUAUGCCGAGCACUGAGCUGCUCUCUACAUGAACAUUUGAUCCUCAUGGCUGCUUCUUUGCUACUUAGGGGAAAUCCUCUCCUGCGUUUAGGGCUUAAGCACCGCGGACUAUGUACUGGAGUCGUGCAAGUGACUCGCGGGUUUUGCUGCACUUCGACGGCGGCGUCUACUCCACCGGACAGCAACUUAACAUCUGCUGAUAAUACUACCUCAGUGUUGAGUGCCAGUGAGCCGCCAAAGUACCAAAGAUGGGACGAGCCUGAUUAUCGAAAGUGGAAGGACCAGGAGGAGGAAAUUCUCGGCGACAUCGAGCCUGUCAUAUCCCUCAUUAAAGAGAUACUCCACUCCAAUAGGUAUGUGGAUGGGGGCCGGUUGACAUCUGAGGAUGAGAAAAUUGUGGUCAGGCUUCUAGCUCAUCAUCCACAUUUUGAAGAUAAAAUUGGAUGUGGAAUUGAAUCCAUUAUGGUCGACCGGCACCCCCAUUUUCGGCACUCAAGAUGCCUCUUUGUUAUAAGGACCGAUGGUGGGUGGAUUGACUUCUCAUAUCAAAAGUGUGUUCGGGCAUAUAUCCGAACUAAAUACCCAUCAUAUGCAGAGAGGUUUAUUCGAGAGCAUUUCAAACGUGGUAGUUGAUGAAUUUGUGCUAUCAUUGAUGCUGAGCUGUGGUUUAAAUGAAUUUGUUUCGAUCAAGAGAGAUGUAUGAAUGACUAAAUGAAUUCUUCAUGGGUGGGUAACCUACGUAAAGGCAAAAUGUAACAGAUUGUCAAUGCAGUAGAUAUCAUGUCCUGAAUGCACUGCACAAUUUUUGAAAAUGAGAAGAGCUGCUAAUCAUUGAGGCCAACCUUCACUUUAUUGACUUGCACCUCUAUUAUGUUUGUGGUUAAGGUUAAUGGAUAAUCAGGUCCCCAGGGCAUUUUACUGUAACCGUUCAGAUGGAGAAUGUAGGACAAGAAGAUUGAUAAUAUUUGAAAAGUUUAAAUUGAUUUUUUUUUUUAUUCUA